This is a messenger RNA of Dendrobium catenatum, 3042 nucleotides long. RefSeq names its product CO(2)-response secreted protease-like. NCBI's taxonomy places the organism in Eukaryota, Viridiplantae, Streptophyta, Magnoliopsida, Asparagales, Orchidaceae. The transcript is spliced from 10 exons. Gene Ontology annotation, molecular function: serine-type endopeptidase activity. The record is from RefSeq and is a predicted model, not a curated record. The annotation marks the transcript as partial. Gene Ontology annotation, biological process: proteolysis.
UUCAAUGAUACCUUGGAAUUCUGCCAUCUCUCUUCAAAUCAUCACACAUUUCUAUCAAACGAACAGGCAUAUGUUGUUUAUAUGGGGAGCGCUGGAACUGAAGGAGCACCAAAUCCAGCAGACAUGGAAGCAGAACAGCUGAAAAUGCUAUCAUCCAUCAUUCCAAGUGAGGAGAAAGAAAGGAUAAACCUGAUUCAAAGCUAUAGUCAUGCAUUCAAGGGAUUCUCAGCAAAGCUUACUAAAAAGGAAGCCAAUAUUUUGUCAAAACAAGAUGAAGUGGUAUCUGUGUUCCGGGAUCGAAUUCUUCAACUCCACACGACACGUUCUUGGGACUUUCUAGAGACUGAAUCAGGACUGGGAUCAGAAAGAGCACACCGUAGAGCAACCAAUGAUGUAAUAAUUGGAAUUAUAGACACGGGAAUCUGGCCAGAGUCACCCAGUUUUGAUGAUAAAGGAAUGACUGCAAUUCCAUCUAGGUGGAAAGGAACUUGUAUUGAAGGGUUUGACUUCAAAAGGUCCAACUGCAACAGAAAGUUGAUUGGGGCAAGAUAUUACAGUGGUCAACUUGACUCGAUUCCUUUCUCAUCAAGCAGCAGCAACGGCACUCAUAGCAUUGCCUUUACUGGAUCACCAAGAGACACAAUAGGCCAUGGCACACACACAGCCUCCACUGCUGCUGGCUCAACAGUAGUCAAUGCAAGCUACUAUGGAUUAGCCCAAGGAGUGGCAAAAGGUGGCGCAGCGUUGAGUCGCCUAGCCAUAUACAAGACUUGCUCACUUGGAGGUUGUGCUAGCUCUGCUGUGCUGAAGGCUAUUGAUGAUGCCAUUAGUGAUGGAGUAGACAUAAUCUCAGUAUCCCUCGGCAUGAGCUCAGUGUUCCAGUCAGAUUUUCUCAGUGAUCCCAUAGCCAUUGGAGCAUUCCAUGCCAACCAAAAAGGAAUACUGGUAGUUUGCUCAGGUGGUAAUGAUGGACCGGACCCCUUCACAGUGGUGAAUACAGCUCCAUGGGUAUUAACUGUUGCAGCCUCUAGCAUUGAUAGGAGGUUCCAGUCCGCCAUCAUUCUAGGCAAUGCAGAAGUUAUUGAGGGAGUUGCCAUAAACUUCUCAAAUCAUACUCGAUUGGAAUCAUAUCCUCUCAUCUUCGGCGCUGAUGCUGCAGGAGACUUUACUCCAGUGUCGGAAGCGAGCAACUGCUAUCCUGGGUCACUGGACACAAAAAAAACCGCAGGUAAGAUAAUUAUAUGUGUGGAUAGUGAUCCAUCAGUAACAAGGAGAGUGAAAAAAUUGGUUGCCGAAGAUGCUGGAGCUAAAGGACUAAUCCUCAUUGAUGAGGCCGAGAAAGGGAUCCCUUUUGACUCUGGCAGCUUUGCCUUUUCAGAAAUUGGUAAUGAGGCCGGAGCUCAGAUCCUUGAGUACAUGAAGUCUACCAAGUUUCCUACCGCCAUCAUCCUUCCAACAAUCAAUGUAGAUCAGAUUACACCUGCACCUGUUGUUGCCUACUUCUCUUCCCGGGGACCUGGAGGGCUAACAGAGUCAAUUUUGAAGCCAGAUGUGAUGGCUCCGGGAGUUAGCAUUCUGGCAGCAGCCAUGCCAAUUGCAAACAGGGAAACCACACCUGAGGGGAAGAAACCCUCAAGUUUUGCAAUAAAAUCAGGGACUUCAAUGGCCUGCCCACAUGUUGCAGGCGCAGCUGCUUUUGUUAGGUCUGCACAUCCAAGGUGGAGCCCCUCUAUGAUUAGAUCAGCUCUCAUGACCACAGCAAAGACUACAAAUAAUCUCAGGAAGACUUUAACAACUAGCUCAGGAGCAAAUGCCAACUAUCAUGAUAUGGGGGCAGGAGAGAUUAGCCCACUAAGCGCCUUAAGCCCAGGGCUUGUUUUCGACACAAAAACAGAAGACUAUUUGUAUUUUCUCUGUUACUAUGGAUACAAGAACGAGGUCAUCAGAUCACUUGUUGGCAACAGAAAGUUCAAUUGUCCACCAAACUUGUCUACUGACCUCAUCUCAGAGCUCAAUUACCCAUCCAUCUCCAUCGCGACACUCGACAAGGCAUUUGGUGGGGUAAGAACUGUGCAGAGGAGUGUGAUCAAUGUUGGGCCAGCUAACUGCACAUAUGUGGUGCAGGUCGACGCCCCUAGAGGGCUUAGUGUGAAUAUCUGGCCUGAGAAACUCUUCUUUGAGAGGAGAGGGAUGAAAGCUUCAUACCAAGUUACUUUUGAUGGAAAAAACGCAGGAAAGGGAUAUUGUUUCGGGUCAUUGACUUGGUCAGAUGGGGCUCACUUGGUUCGAACUGUGUUUGCCAUUAAUGUCAUUUGAUUUUUAUUUGAAGAUUUCUUUCUUUCUAAAAAGAACAAAAUGUAGAAGAAUACAGAGCUAGAAAAUUUCGGUAUUUGGUUAUUGUUUGUAGUUUGUUCAAAUUUCAUUUUUCCUUGGGUGCUUUCAGCAGAGCAUUGUUUUUGCAAAUAUAUUAAUUCUUGUGAUGGACAAAGCAUACAAAAAUCAUGUAGCUACAAUAUGAGUUUUAUUUUACCAACUUAGGUUACACAUGUUCAAUGGAUCAAGCUUCUAUUCCCUCAAUUCUAUUUUUGGUACUCGUUUGUAUAUUGUUCUAACUGCAAGAUUAUCCAGGCCUGUUGUUGCUAGUGUUGGUGGAAAUUAAUACUACUAAGAGUUUUUCUAAUUUUUCGGAUUAGUUCCCAAGGAUUUGGUUACUGGUAUUCGGUUGAGUUUGAGAACAUUUCAAGGAUCUAUUCAAUAUUUUACAAGAUUCUCGGCCAUUAAAGGCUACUAACCAUAGUAAAAAUCCUGUUAUGUACCAAAAAACUAAAGAAAAAGAUUACAUUCUUUUGGUUAAUCCUCUUUAUCUUACUAAUUCAAAUAGAGCUACUGCCCCUUCUCCUCUUUUAGAGAAUAUAGAAUCAUUCCCUCAAUUGCCUGAGUUGUCUCCAAAACAGUUCAAAAUGCUAAUCAUAGGUUUCGUUUGGGACGGCUUUCUUAAUACUUCUUAAAGCAGCUUUCUAGUACAAAAGAUCUAAUUUUAUA